Molecule: messenger RNA, 671 nt
Organism: Spodoptera littoralis (African cotton leafworm)
Lineage: Eukaryota; Metazoa; Arthropoda; Insecta; Lepidoptera; Noctuidae
Source: the annotation of a GenBank genome assembly
UUCUAAUCUAAAUAAUGUUUUUAUAUUUUUUAUGGAAAUUAUUGAUAUGAUUAUGAGACUUACUUCAAUGCAUUCUAAUACAGCAUUUAAAAUUUCUAGUGCAUCUUGUUCAACCCAACCUUCUUGAGGGCUAAACCGUUUCAAGUUAUUAUCCGGAUCUUUAAGCCGUAAAGACUAAAUAUAAUCGAAAUGACUAAAAAACUACCAGAAAUUCAACUAACUGUCAAUAAACAUGGCCAGUUAGUUCAGACAUUUGCUAAACCGAUUCAAGAUGGAAACUUGCCUAUUACGCUGGAAGAAUUUCAAGUUCAAGCAAAUGCCGCACUAACCCAGAUGAUAGAAGAUCUCGAUGAAUUGGGUCACAUGUUGGGUGAUGGCAACAUGCAGAAUUUGGAAGCAGAGAACAGUGCAGAUGAGGAUGUUGAUGAAGAAGAAGAUGAGAGUGAUGACAACACAGAUGGUUAUGAUAGCGAGGAAGGUGAGGAGUCUGGCAAUGAGGAUUUGAAUGAACAGAGUGGACCCAAAAAGAAGAAACAUUAUUAAUAUGAUUUGAUAUAGCUGGUCAAGAUUUUUUGAUGUAUGAAGUACUAGUUGUGGAUGUAGGCACCAUUAUAAAUGUAAUAAGAAGAAAUUAUAGUCACAAUGUUUCCUUUCCACACAAAUAUUAUAAC